CUGCCAUUUCUAGCUUCUGCUACGCUGCAUGUAAACAUCGUGUACAUAACAGGGCAAUAUCUGUUAUUCCUUGUGUAAUUUAACCUGACAGCUUUUCAGUUUGCAGUAUUGAAAUGAAGAACUGGAAGGCAGGCCUGGCUGCAUUUAAGGCUUUGAGAUCUGUGGCUUCUGUGUCCGUCUGUCAUUCUAAAGUAACAUGGUCAUUACUACUGGGAGGUUGUAUAGGAACAGCAACAGUCUGCCAUCUCAGAGGCCAACAGGUAUAUGCUGCGUCCAGGACAGAAAUAAAGAGGUCAGCAUGGAUGACCGAUCCAAUCACAGAUAUUGUUACCUUAGAGGAGAAUCCUACUUCAAUGAGAACCAAGAUGGAGAUGAUGAUAAUGAGAAUACAGGGAGAAAUUUGUAAAGCACUGGAGGAUGUAGAAGGUGACAAAAAGUUCUUUGUGGACCGAUGGCAGCGGAAAGAAGGAGGAGGAGGCAUAUCAUGUGUUCUACAAGAUGGAACAGUGUUUGAGAAAGCUGGAGUAAACAUUUCUGUUGUUCAUGGUAAUCUACCUCCAGGAGCUGUCCAACAAAUGAGAGCAGAAAGAGGGAAGAUUCUAGAAGGAACUUCAUUACCAUUCUUUGCCACAGGAAUCAGUGCUGUGAUACAUCCGAAAAAUCCCAAUGUUCCAACAAUCCAUUUUAACUACCGUUACUUUGAGGUGACUGAUCAGACGGGUAAAACUCAAUGGUGGUUUGGAGGUGGCACUGAUCUAACACCUUCUUACCUUGAUAAACAGGAUGUUGUACAUUUCCACAAGACUCUGAAGACAGCCUGUGACAAGCACAGUAAAGACUACUAUCCAAAGUUUAAAAAAUGGUGUGAUGAUUACUUCACUAUCAAACAUCGUGGUGAGAAGAGAGGUGUUGGGGGCAUUUUUUUUGAUGACUUGGAUAAUGGAGCACAAGCAGAUAUUUUUAAGUUUGUAACGAGCUGUGCUGAAGCUGUUCUUCCAUCAUACUUACCCAUUGUUCAGAAACACAAAAGCGACGGUUAUUCUUAUGCAGACAGGCAGUGGCAGCUAUUGAGGAGGGGGCGCUAUGUGGAGUUCAACCUUAUCUAUGACAGAGGAACCAAGUUUGGGCUGAUGACACCUGGUGCCAGAUUUGAAAGCAUACUAAUGUCCCUGCCUCUUCAUGCAAAAUGGGAGUAUUGUCACUCCCCCAGUGCAGGGUCCAAGGAGGAGGAGCUCCUGAAUGUACUGAAGAAUCCACAAGACUGGGUCUGACCCUCAAACUAGGUCAUCUGGUAUCAGGAUAGAAUGACAUGCUAUCAUGUGUGUCCUUGAAGCAAGAAUUAGUUGCCAUGGAUACUGAUCACCAGGAUAUGAUCAGAGUCAAUAGAUUUGUCCUCAUCACAACAUGGACCAGUAGUGAUAGUAUAUGGAGCUGAUUGGAUGUAACUGGGUUUACAAUGGAUUUGUCAUCAUAUGAACAGAUAAUUGGGCUUGACAACCAAUAAAUUAAAAGCCAUGGAACCCAACAAAUGAAAAGUUGAUGAUUGUUCAUUAUGACAAGCAUGUUAUCGUCAUGUGUCAAAAGUGAUUUGAAUGAACAGUGGAUGAUGAUCAGACUUUUUAUUUUAAUCAGAAUAUUUUUAAAUGAAAAUGAUUUUUUACAGAAUGACUAUGUGGGAACAAUGUGUUUUAUAUAUACAACUUUUCACUCUCUACCUUGGUAGCUGUUACCAUGGAAACAGUACGGAAACUUUACCGAAAAUUGAUGACACUUGACUUGUGCUGCAGAAAGAGAUAUAUACAUUAUUUUAGAAUUGAUGCUACAUCAAGAUGUCUGGAAGAUCCAUGCACAGACUUGAAAUGUACAGAAAGACAAUUGAUAUUGGAGAAAUGUUAGUAUAUUUUUAUAUCAAAUUGUGUUCUGCUAAUCCAUCCAUCCCAGAUGCUCACCAAGUAUAUGUCUCUCUGUCACCUGCAGUGACUGAAGUCCUCCGAUACAUUACUUCUCUGUGACUACAGUUUCUGAGAGUUUCUUUCUUACUGACUACAGUUGCCAGGUGGAUUUCUUCUCAUUGACUACAGUUGUCAGAUGGAUUCCUUCUCAUUGACUACAGUUGUCAGGGAGAUUCCUUCUCUGUGACUACAGUUGCCAGGUGGAUUUCUUCUCAUUGACUACAGUUGUCAGAUGGAUUCCUUCUCAUUGACUACAGUUGUCAGGGACAUUCCUUCUCUGUGACUACAGUUGUCAGGGAGAUUCCUUCUCUGUGACUACAGUUGUCAGGGAGAUUCCUUCUGUGUGACUACAGUUGUCAGGGAGAUUCCUUCUCUGUGACUACAGUUGUCAGAUGGAUUCCUUCUCUGUGACUACAGUUGUCAGAUGGAUUCCUUCUCAUUGACUACAGUUGUCAGGGAGAUUCCUUCUCAUUGAUUACAGUUGUCAGGGAGAUUCCUUCUCUGUGACUACAGUUGUCAGGGAGAUUCCUUCUCUGUGACUACAGUUGUCAGGGAGAUUCCUUCUCUGUGACUACAGUUGUCAGGGAGAUUCCUUCUCUGUGACUACAGUUGUCAGAUGGAUUCCUUCUCAUUGACUACAGUUGUCAGGUGGAUUCCUUCUCUGUGACUACAGUUGUCAGAUGGAUUCCUUCUCUGUGACUACAGUUGUCAGGGAGAUUCCUUCUCAUUGACUACAGUUGUCAGAUGGACUCCUUCUCUGUAACUACAGUUGUCAGAUGGAUUCCUUCUCAUUGACUACAUGCACAGUUGUCAGGGAGAUUCCUUCUCAUUGACUACAGUUGUCAGAUGGAUUCCUUCUCUGUGACUACAGUUGUCAGAUGGAUUCCUUCUCUGUGACUACAGUUGUCAGGGAGAUUCCUUCUCUGUGACUACAGUUGUCAGGGAGAUUCCUUCUCAUUGACUACAGUUGUCAGAUGGAUUCCUUCUCAUUGACUACAGUUGUCAGGGAGAUUCCUUCUCUGUGACUACAGUUGUCAGGGAGAUUCCUUCUCUGUGACUACAGUUGUCAGGGAGAUUCCUUCUCAUUGACUACAGUUGUCAGAUGGAUUCCUUCUCAUUGACUACAGUUGUCAGGGAGAUUCCUUCUCUGUGACUACAGUUGUCAGGGAGAUUCCUUCUCUGUGACUACAGUUGUCAGGGAGAUUCCUUCUCUGUGACUACAGUUGUCAGGUGGAUUCCUUCUCAUUGACUACAGUUGUCAGAUGGAUUCCUUCUCAUUGACUACAGUUGUCAGGGAGAUUCCUUCUCAUUGAUUACAGUUGUCAGGGAGAUUCCUUCUCAUUGACUACAGUUGUCAGGGAGAUUCCUUCUCUGUGACUACAGUUGUCAGGUGGAUUCCUUCUCUGUGACUACAGUUGUCAGAUGGAUUCCUUCUUAUUGACUACAGUUGUCAGGGAGAUUCUUUCUCAGUGACUGAAUUUAUUUGGCAGAUUCUUUUCAGUGAGUGUGACUGCAUGUCUUGGUGACGUUCUGGGAAUUAGAAUAGACAUGUUGCAUAUUUCUUCUGUUCUGCUAACCAUGCAUGACAUUUUAAUUAUUCAUAGUUUAAUUUUUACGUGUUGUUUUCACUAUUUCAGAGUUUAUUUUUCACAUAAUAUUACAUGUUACCUGUCAUGAAUCUAAUGUAAUGGUGCUGAUCCUGUCUUUUCUGUUUCAACUGGCCAAAUUAUUUUGGGGCAAAAAGAUGUUUUAUGGUAUGUAAGAUUAUUAACCAGUACAUACUGGGACGAAAGCCAUCAAGCAUGUGUAAAAACGAAUUGCAUUGAGCUUUAUUUUCAAAUUCGUAGAGGUCAAAGGUUCAGAAAAAAUUCAGUUUAUUUGUUUAGAUUUUAUGGCCCAUCGACAGCUAGCGUCAUUUAGGGCCAAAUGAUAUACUAUCAUUUUAUUUGAUAUAAGAAAAAAUUCUAAAAACUAACUAUAAAUGACUAAUUGGAAAUAGUGAUAAUAUUUGGCUUUUAGUGCUCCACAGUAAUGGACUAUCAAGUUUGUUCAAUUAGGUGACCUUGACCCGCUUUUUAGAUUAAUACAGGGGCCUUAAGACCUUGAAUUGAUAUUGGGCCUAUAGUGCAUUGUACUAUCAAGUGUAUUCAAAA
Pecten maximus is the source of this 4105-nucleotide messenger RNA. Its product is annotated as oxygen-dependent coproporphyrinogen-III oxidase-like. Gene Ontology annotation, molecular function: coproporphyrinogen oxidase activity. The record is from RefSeq and is a predicted model, not a curated record. Gene Ontology annotation, cellular component: cytoplasm; mitochondrial intermembrane space. Lineage: Eukaryota; Metazoa; Mollusca; Bivalvia; Pectinida; Pectinidae. The transcript is spliced from 14 exons. The coding region runs from base 114 to 1271 and encodes 385 amino acids.